Molecule: messenger RNA, 3561 nt
Organism: Anopheles aquasalis
Lineage: Eukaryota; Metazoa; Arthropoda; Insecta; Diptera; Culicidae
Biological process (GO): proteolysis
Molecular function (GO): zinc ion binding; metallocarboxypeptidase activity
Source: RefSeq, a predicted model, not a curated record
AUGGUUUGGGUGUGGCUGUGGUUGUUUGGGGCCUGCCAGCACCCGCCGCCGGUCGAAGCCGUCAGUGGGCUUUAUGUGAACAACCAGCGGCUCGAGCAGGGCACGGAUAGCUGGCGUCACGAAGUCGCGAAAGGUGAGCUACUGACGAAAGCAAACUUCAGCGGGAGCGAUCCGGCGGCCAGCUGGAUCCAGCUGUACUGGGACCGAAACGCAACCCCUGUCCGGUACGCGGACGACCUCGCCUCGAUCAAGAACACACUGCACGAUACGCACCCAACGUACAUCGGGGACGCUUUACGCCCUUCAACCAACCUGCCAGCGACGCUAUCAACCGUGCCAGGAUUCCCUAGCACCACCCAGGCCACUCCGAGCAAACAGCAGCAGCAGCAGCACCCCCCGCGUGUCCGCAAGAGGACGCGAACGACGCGUAAACCGCCCCCAACACCUUCGCCAGUGAACAAGAAAAACACGGCGUUAACACCGGAACUGAUGGCGCUACUGCAGCGUUACUACUCCUUCAGCUGCACCCUGGUGCCGAAGCGGAACCAGGUCCCCUUGAACACCGGCACGACACGCAGGACACCGGUGGCGACGAGCGCACCAACCCGGCCACGCAAACCAACCAAACGCCGCACCAAACCGACGGUGGCAACGGUGUACGUGACACCACCGGUGAUAAAGCGGCUCGGCGGCAUGCUCGAGUCCGUGUACAACUUCAUGGAGAACGCCCUCACCAGCACCGAGAUCGAGCGGGCAGCAACGAACCCACCAACGCCAGCGCCCGGAACGCGUAAGGUAAAGCGCAACACUGGCACCGAACUGCCAGCGCCGGGCAUCGCCUACACCGCUACACCGGCGCCAGCACCAGCCGCCGAAUCGCGGACAGACUCGGGCGAGGGUGGUGGGUGGGGCCGUUUCACUGCAGCUGCGGCGGACCGGGUGACGAUCGCAGGGCUGCCCGCCGUGCUGACUAGCGGUAGCGAUGGCAACAAAAACAAGAUGACGACCAACAUUCAGGUGACGAGCGAGUAUACGGCCGCUACACCGCCGACCGGUCCGCUGGCGAAGCCAAACCGUGUUGUGGAGGAUGAUAGCAGUGAGUCGGAUGAAUCCGCAGAUUACUACGGUGGCUUUGACGAUGACGAAGAUGACGACGAAGAUGACAGUGAUGAGGAUGAGGGCGACGAAGAAGGGGGAGAAGCUGAAGCGAUACAGCCAAACCGGCGUCGCCGCCCAACGGUCUCGAUCAACGAUAAGGACUACGAUGAGCUUGGCCCCUCGGAAACGGGUAACCGGAGACCGAUCCGGAAGCGGCGCCGCCGAAGAAGAAAACCACCAACGACGACUACGAGUGGCAGCUACGAAAACAGUGCGGACGGCUCUUCCUAUGAAGAUGACGACGACGAAGAGGAAGACGACGAAGAGGAGGACGAGUACAGCGCAAAGGACGACCGAUUGUCGUCGUCGUCGUCGGAAGAAGAGGAGGAGGACGAACCACCGGGCUUCCUCUCCGGUAUGUUUGCCACGUUUAGCCGCUUUGUCCGAUCGCUCGGCUUCGGUGGCACCGUGCUCCGUGCCGGUGGCGAUGUCGAUGAGGACCGGGGACGCAGCACUACUCCGCGGGUACUGGCCGCCCGUAAACGACCGACGCGCAGUACCACCGCCGAUUCGCACCGAUUCGGUUCGGUGGCAACGGUACCGAGCCGCCAUGCACCUUUUCCGCCCUUUCUUUUGAACGAGCUGGACGAAAGCGUCGUGGACCACGAGGAACCAACAACAACAACAACAACAACAACGCCGCCGGAAGGGCCAUCUGGUGGCAUGGCGAGCUGGUUCGCUGGUUUGAUGAUGCCCUCCUCCUGGGACGUGUUCAAUCCCUGGGGUACUGGCGACUGGGAACCCAGUGAGGCGCAGCAGCAGCAGCAGCAGGUGGAAGAAUCUUCCUCAUGGUUUGCACAGUGGUUCGGUGGUGCUGGUGGUGGUGAUGGUAAUUCGGGCACCACUUCGACGCAGUCCCCCCCAAACACGACUACCAGCGGACCGGCGGUGGUGCAGCUACCGGAACACUUACUGUCGGCGUUAACCCAGUACGUGGUGCACGGCGGUGCGACCACACGUCCCCCUAGGCGCCGAUCGUACGCCGGCUAUCAGCUGUGGCGCCUGACGGUCCAGACCGUGGAGCAACUCCGUGCGCUCACCGAUUACCGUCGAUCGCCGGCCGGGCUCGAGCUACGGUGGUGGAUCGGUCCGUCGGUGCGCGGGUUAACCGAUGUGCUCGUACCACCGACCGGCCCGGCACAGUCCCGGUUCCGCGGCCUCCUCCGGGACGCCGGGAUCGGCUACCGGGUGACGAUCGGCGAUGUGGGGCGUGCGAUGGCGUACGAGAAUCCGCGCACGACCCGCCGGGACCAGCUCGAGACGGAGCUGCGGCAGGGCCACCCGUUGACCUGGUACCGCUAUCACCGGUACGCCGAUAUCGCCAAGUUUCUUGGCACGCUGCACCGUCAGCACGGGGCGCGGGUCCAGCUGCUACACGUUGGCCGCUCGUACGAGGGUCGCCCGCUGACGGUGGUUCGUGUGUCCUUUGCCCAACCGACCGGGCGACCGGGGCGACCGGGGCGACCGGGGCGCCGACCCGCCAUCUUUAUCGAGGCCGGUGUACAGGGACGGGACUGGAUCGGACCGGCCGUUGCCACCUGGCUGCUGAACCGGCUCGUUGAGCUUCCAGCGGGUGGGGACCGGCGGGCGGGGAAUGGUACACAGCAGCCGGAGGAGGGUGGUGGGUUGGAAUCCGUCCAGUCGUACGACUGGUACGUGUUGCCCGUGCUCAACCCGGACGGUUACGAGUACAGCCACGAGCACGAUCGCAUGUGGGCCAAGAGCCGGCGCAAUGCCAGCGAGGACGACGAUCCGGAACCGGGUGUCCUGGCGAGCGCACUAGCGAGCUGGUGGCCGCGACCGGGCGACCGGGCAUCCGGCGACAGUUCGGAAGGGCGGCACCGGUGCACCGGUGUCAAUCUGGACCGGAACUGGGGCCACCGGUGGGGCGAGGGUAGCGGUGCGUCACGGAGCCGGUGCAGCGAGGACUAUGCCGGGCCGGCACCGUUCUCCGAACCGGAAACCCGUUCCGUGCGUGACUUUCUGCUCGGGGGCGGGGGUGGCCGUAGCCGGCGUAACGUGCGCCUCUACCUUUCGCUACGCUCGUACGGUCAGGCCCUGUCCUACCCGACGCCGGCAGAAGAAGCGCCGGAGGCGAACGAAACCGAACGCGACGAGGACGUGCACGAGAUGGGGUCCGUGGGGCUGGAUGCGUUGCGUGGAUCGGCCGAUGGUAACGAUCCGAGCGUGCCGUACCGGCUCGUGCCGGGAAUUUCGACCGUCGGUGGUGCAGCAUCCGGUACGGCGGUCGAGUACGCUCGGUACGGGGCGGGCAUCCGGUAUGCGUACACCGUCCGGUUGCCCGACACUGGCACCCACGGGUUUCUGCUGCCACCGUCCAGCAUCGUGUCGACGGGGCGUGAUCUGUUCGAGCUGAUCAAGGGCAUGAUCGAGUACAGCUAA